Messenger RNA from Trematomus bernacchii (emerald rockcod), 3243 nucleotides. RefSeq names its product DNA ligase 1-like. The record is from RefSeq and is a predicted model, not a curated record. Bases 108 to 2072 code for a protein of 654 amino acids. Gene Ontology annotation, molecular function: protein binding. Lineage: Eukaryota; Metazoa; Chordata; Actinopteri; Perciformes; Nototheniidae. The transcript is spliced from 15 exons.
UCAGAGGCUCAUGGCUGCACGCUAAAUAGCGAGCAUGAAGUGAACUGUUAAUAACAUAAUAUAAUAUUCCAGUUUUUCGCUGGUUUCCCCGCCGUCAGUCGUACAUAAUGGCUUCAGAGGAAGACGCCACUCUGCUGUUUCUCAUCUUCCAGCACCUCAAGGUGCACGGAUACAAGAAAGCUGCCAAGGUGCUGGAGAAACACAUUGCUCAGGUGGAAACUCCAGAGGAGACCCCCAAUCUUCAUGAGAUCUACUCAGGCUGGAUGAAGCUGUGCUCUCUAGCUCAGGAUGCCAAGCAGGAGGCAGAAGACGCCGCUCAUCUGAAGAAGAACGGCAUCAAACCAGAACCUGCCACCAGCGAAGAAGAAGAUGUCGCAGACGCCAAACUCAACAACAUCAGCGAGGAAAAUCAUGUGGAUGCAAAACCUCCAGCUGAGUCCAAGACCGAUGUUAAGGAGUCUGCGGAGGUGCACAGUGAGGAGAGAGAAGAAGAGUCUGUCUCUGAGCAGCUUCUACCUCCUGCAGGAGAAACAAAAACAACAGACCCAGAGAGUGAGGAAGGAGAAAAGAAAGAGGAGGAAACGAUUGCAGAGGAACAGUCAGCUCCAGUAGAAGAGGCAUCUGAAGCGGCAGGGGAAGAGGUCGAGCCCAGAGCAGCCCUGACCCCCGGAGAGGAGCAGAGGGAGACGCAGGAGUCAGAAGCAGCCACAGAUGAAGCCUCUGCAUUGGAGCAGACAGCUGUCAAUCAAACUGAAGCCUCAGAAGAAGGGGAGGUCAGCGCUGCGGAGCCGACCGAACCCGACACUACAGAGGCUCAGGAGACCAAUGAGCAGCAGGAGGAGGCUGAAGCCCCGCCCCCUGCAGACCCUGUUUCUGAGAACCCACAAGAAGAGGUAGAGGAGGAGACAUCUAAGGACGGUGACCUUGCAUCCCCGCUGGCAGCUGAAGACCGGACCAAGUCCCCCGAGGAUCCCGACACUGAAGCCGAAAAAGCAGCUAUGGCGGAGCAAGUAGAGCCAGAAGCCUCCAUCAUCCUCAACAUCUCUGAGGAAGACGAGGCUGUUACUCCGAAGAAGAAGAGGAAAAGGAAGAGCAAAACCGAUGCAGACACGCCGACGGAGGAAACACCGAGCCCAGACGCGUCCACACCAGAUACAGCCAGCUCUGUGAGCGGCAAGAAGAGAAGGAGAACCAAGAAGAUACCUGAGGAGGAGGCCGAGGAGGAGGAGAAGGAGGAGGAGAAGGAGGAGAAGGAGGAGAAGGAGGAGGAGGAGAAGGAGGAGGAGAAGGAGGAGAAGGAGGAGGAGAAGGAGGAGGAGGAGGAGAAACAAGAGGAGGAAAUGCCUCAGGCCACUCCAUCGAAGAAGAAGGGUAAGAAAAGGAAAAUGGAGCCGGAUGCAGUGGAAGAGGCAACUCCCGUCACUCGUUCAGCAAAUCAAAUUAAAAAGAAAAAGAAUCAAACAAAAGAUGUUGUGGUGGAGGAGAGCGAGGUUGCUGUGGAGGAGGAGGAGGAGGGUCUCGUGAGUCCAGCUGAAACCACAGAGGAGAAGAAGAAGAAGAAGAAGGGGAAGAAGGUGGUGCAGUCUGAGGACCAACCAGCAGGGGGCGAUGCAGAGACGGAAAAGGAGCCGGAGACAACAGACGCAGACGCCUCUCUGCUCUCGUCGGGCAAAAAGAAGAAGCGUCUCAGGAAGAAACUGAGUCUGAAGAAGAGACAGAGGAUCCAGAAGAAAGAGGAGAAGAAACAAAAGCAGGUUCAGACAGAGGAGGAACCAAAAGAAACACCAAAGAAGAAGAAGAAGAAGGGAUCGGUGACGGAGGAUGAGAGCGAGGCGGUGAGCGCUGAGCUUCCUGAAGUCGACUCCACUCCACUCUCAAAGAAGAAGAAGAAGAAGAUGAUGAAGAGUGAGGAAGAGGAGGAGACUGCAGAGACCCCCGACACUGUGAGCCCCGACGUUUCUGCAAAGAAGAAGAAGAACAGACUAAAGGCAGAGCCGGCUGCAGAGCAACAAACUCCUCAGGCUUCUUCUACGAAAAAGAAAUCCCCCAAGAAGAAGAUAUCCUCUAAAUAAAUCUGGACGCCAGCGGACGCCAUUUCUUUCCUGGACUAUGAGCCAAUAAAACCAACCGGACAAUCUGAACAACGCUUGUGCCUUUUACUCCUGAUUGUUCUGUCUGAGAUGAAUGUGUUUCUGAGAGUGUUUCAAUGUCUAACUGCUCUUAAAAUACUGUGAAAACAAUAGGUUUCACAUGAACGUGCAGUUUUAUUUUCAAAGACAGGAAGGGGACAAGGUGAUUCGUACUGAAUUUAUUUACCAUUGAUGGGGUUUUGGGGGGGGGAUUUAAACUUUUUUUUUUAUGACAAUAUAAUGGCCAAUUGUAUUUUAAACUCUUAAACAGCUUUCUGAUUUACUUUUUUAAUGAAAGCUGUGUCAAAUUUAAAGUUUAGUAUAACUCAUUAAAUAUUUCUUGGACUUGUAAUUGUCCAAAAUGUACCCAAAGUAUUUCUUUCCUUUCUUUCUACAACAGACGCCAAACUUUACUUUGAAUGUUGUACUUAAAUCAAAGGGCAAAUUAGGAUGAUAAAAGGCUUCAAAUCAAACCUUUAAUAACCCAAUUACAAUCCAUCAGAACCCAAAUAUUAUCAGUAAUGAACUGAAAAACAACAGCAAAUGUUUGGAGUAGCACUUGCUUUAAUUAAAGGAUUACUCAUCAUUCGAUUGAUUCGUUGUUUGAGUUAUCCAAAGUGAUAAUUGACAACAUGAAGUGGACCUGUUUGUGAUAUAAUUAAUGUUAUAUUACAGUUUGUGAUGUCCUGUUUUCCCACAACAUCAUCCACACUCUGUUGGUCACGGAUGAGCUUUGUACUGCUCAUACAGUGUUGGUAAAAAUGUGAAUAAAACAUUUCAAUAUGUCACGUUUUUAGAAUAGUUCUUAAUGGUGUCAACGAUGAACUUUUUUCUAUGUUUUUUGAGCUUUGAGGUAAAAAAAAAAAAAGUUGUUACUCAGUAUUGUUUUAGAAUAGAAACUCAUGUUACGUAGGAUUUGUUUUUUAGUUUUCUUUCAUGAAGCUGUGAAAUGUUGGGUUUUGUUUACACGUUUCUUAUUCCCAUGAACUAUUAUCUAUGCAUCUGAUGAAAUGUGGUUGCUAGGCAGGAAUUUUGUCAUUACUUUUAUUUGUAUGUGCUGUUAUUGAGGACCAACAUGUGUGUGAGACAAAAUAAAACUCUGUAACAGCUUUCA